AUGUCCCAGAGACAAAAGGCCAAAGCUGUGAAGUCAGAAAGGGUGUACUUUUUCCUGGCUAGGUCCUCCGCAUUGAAAGCGCGGGAAGGCCGAAGUCCUCCAAAAAAUGGUGGCGUGACCUGUUCCAGAGAGGGCUUGCUCUCAUCACCAGCCUCCCCAGCCUCGUUGCCGGAAGACAGACCUCUGAUAGUUGUGACUAUGUGCCAGAUGAUGGCUGAAUUCUCAGAGGGCUUACAAGUAAAUAUGAAGGUCCAACUACACACGCUGACCUGCGCAAAGAAAUGCACGACAUGGGCCAAAGAACGGCACAAAUGGAGCACAAAAUGGAUGAGUUCACUGAGGAUUACAACAGCCUCGAGGAUAAACUGCAAGAGGUCCACCUACAAACUAAAGAUUGCGGACGUCGAGGACCACUCCCAAUGGAAUAACCUCAGAAUCAAAGGCAUUUCUGAUUCAGUUGCAGCCACUGCCCUUAACAACUAG
Pelobates cultripes (western spadefoot toad) is the source of this 483-nucleotide messenger RNA. Lineage: Eukaryota; Metazoa; Chordata; Amphibia; Anura; Pelobatidae. The record is from the annotation of a GenBank genome assembly.